UUUGCCUUACCCUCCAAUCUCCAUAAGAGAAGCCACAACCUCACAGCUCACAUACUCACACCCUCACACUCAAAACCUAAAACCCAAUGUCAGGUGUUCUACUCUGGGUGGUGAGCCCCAAAGAGAAUGCCAGCUCCCUACUGGGUCUGAUGCCCAGAAUUUGCACCCCAAGGAGGUCUAAAUUCUGCCCAAAGCUGGGAUUUUCAAGUAGGGUUUUGGCCUACUCGGGUGCAGUUGUAAACCCAGCAAGAUCUUCAGAAGAGAAGGUGUAUGAAGUGGUGCUGAAGCAGGCUGCGCUGGUGAAAGAACAGAGCACGGUAAAAAGGAAAUCUCUGAAUUUGGAUGAACGGAUUGUAACUGAAGGUUUGGACAACUGGGAUUUACUGGAUAAGGCUUAUGAUCGGUGUGGUGAAGUCUGUGCUGAGUAUGCCAAAACUUUUUACCUGGGCACAUUGCUCAUGACACCGGAGCGGCGACGAGCUGUUUGGGCAAUCUAUGUGUGGUGCAGAAGGACAGAUGAGCUAGUGGAUGGACCUAAUGCUUCAUACAUUACGCCCAAAGCUCUUGACAGAUGGGAGAAAAGACUGACUGAUCUCUUUGAAGGCCGACCUUACGAUAUGUAUGAUGCUGCUCUAUCUGAUACUGUCACCAAGUACCCUGUUGACAUUCAGCCCUUCAGAGACAUGGUAGAAGGAAUGAGAUUAGACUUGAGGAAGUCAAGAUACCAGAACUUUGAUGAACUUUACCUUUACUGCUACUAUGUUGCUGGAACUGUUGGAUUGAUGAGUGUUCCGGUAAUGGGGAUAUGCCCAGAAUCAAGCGCCUCAACAGAAAGCGUUUACAAUGCUGCAUUGGCCCUUGGAAUUGCUAAUCAGCUCACUAACAUUCUGAGAGAUGUUGGAGAAGAUGCUAGGAGAGGAAGAGUAUAUCUCCCCCAAGAUGAGCUUGCCCAAGCCGGCCUAUCAGACGAUGACAUCUUUCGCGGGAAGGUGACUGACAAGUGGCAAAGUUUCAUGAAGGGACAAAUAAAGAGAGCUAGGAUGUUCUUUGAUGAGGCUGAGAAGGGUGUCUCAGAGCUCAACUCAGCCAGUAGAUGGCCAGUAUGGGCAUCUUUGUUGCUGUAUAGGCAGAUUCUAGAUGCAAUUGAAGCAAAUGGUUAUGACAAUUUCACAAAAAGGGCUUAUGUGGGAAAAGCAAAGAAGUUUGUAUCAUUGCCUGUGGCCUAUGGAAGAGCCAUUAUAGGACCCUCUAAAUUAACUAAGCAGUUGGUGCUUAGAUGAAUUAGAUGUUUAAUUAGAUGAUAUUUGAAGUCUCAAUCUCUAAAUUUUUAGACAAAGUCCAACUUGAAGUUGGGUCUCAAGUCGAAAUAUGUAAAUUUUUUAUACUAAUUUUUUUUGUUUAGUCAAUCUUUUAAUUACCUGCGUUUGGAUGAUGGAUAUAAAAGUAGUAAUUAGUGGUAGAGGUUAAUAGAUGUGUGGUGAGAGUGGUCGCCAUGGAGUG
Molecule: messenger RNA, 1500 nt
Organism: Malus domestica (apple)
Lineage: Eukaryota; Viridiplantae; Streptophyta; Magnoliopsida; Rosales; Rosaceae
Product: phytoene synthase 2, chloroplastic-like
Biological process (GO): carotenoid biosynthetic process
Molecular function (GO): geranylgeranyl diphosphate synthase activity
Source: RefSeq, marked provisional